Thelazia callipaeda (thelaziosis nematode) is the source of this 471-nucleotide messenger RNA. The record is from the annotation of a GenBank genome assembly. Lineage: Eukaryota; Metazoa; Nematoda; Chromadorea; Rhabditida; Thelaziidae.
AUGAUUAAUAUUUCAGAAGUAUGCCCAACAUGGCAUCCAUUCCAAUGCCCAAAUGGUGACUGUGUACCGAUUAAAUAUUUGUGUGAUGGAUCUCCUGAUUGUAGCGAUGAGUAUGAUGAGAACAAAAGCAUGUGUACAGCUGCUGUUCGACCGCCUGUUGAAGAAACAGCAUCAUUCUUGAAAGCAUUAUUACAUGCGCAUGGCAAAAACUUUCUGACAAAGUUGUUUGGACCUAAAGCAUACAAUGAAUUAGAAGGCUUUGGCGGGGUUGAAAAAGUUGCCGUUGCUUUAUCUCAAUCACCAACAGUUGAUAUAUUUGGUGCCGAAAUGGGAUUGAGCAAAAGUGAAGUUGAUCAAAUGAUUGAACUUUUGACUGGAAUAGCUUUGGGAUCAACUAAUAUCUUGACUCCUGACGAAACGGCAGAUCUUAGCUUCCUCGUGCAGAAACUUCAAGAAACAGGAUUCUUCUGA